AUGGCGGCGCAAGCGCUGGCGCUGCUGAGGGAGGUGGCACGGCUGGAAGCGCCGCUCGAGGAGCUGCGCGCGCUGCAGUCGGUGCUGCAGGCCGUGCCGCUCAGCGAGCUGCGAGAGCGAGCGGCGGAGCUGCGUCUCGGCCCGCUUUUCUCGCUGCUCAAUGAGAACCAUCGGGAACAGACUACUCUGUGUGUGUCCAUUCUGGAGAGAUUGCUCCAAGCUGUGGAGCCAGUUCAUGUGGCCCGGAACCUCAAGGUUGACCUGCAGAGGGGACUGACUCACCCUGAUGAUUCUGUAAAAAUCCUUACUCUGUCUCAGGUAGGAAGAAUUGUUGAAAAUUCUGAUGCUGUUACUGAGAUUCUAAAUAAUGCUGAAUUACUACAACAAAUCAUUUAUUGCAUUGGUGGAGAGAAUCUGUCUGUAGCUAAAGCGGCCAUCAAAUCCCUGUCAAGAAUAUCACUAACCCAAGCUGGACUGGAGGCUUUAUUUGAAAGUAAUCUGCUGGAUGAUUUGAAAAGUGUUAUGAAAACAAAUGACAUUGUUCGAUACAGAGUGUAUGAGCUAAUUGUGGAGAUUUCUUCUGUGUCACCAGAAUCUUUGAACUACUGUACCACAAGUGGAUUGGUAACCCAGCUCCUGAGAGAGUUGACUGGUGAGGAUGUGUUGGUCAGAGCCACCUGUAUAGAAAUGGUGACAUCACUGGCAUAUACCCAUCAUGGACGACAGUACCUUGCUCAAGAAGGAGUAAUUGACCAGAUUUCUAAUAUAAUUGUUGGGGCAGAUUCAGACCCUUUCUCCAGCUUUUAUUUGCCAGGAUUUGUGAAGUUUUUUGGAAACCUGGCUAUCAUGGAUAGUCCUCAACAGAUCUGUGAGCGUUAUCCUGUCUUUGUGGAAAAAGUCUUUGAAAUGACAGAAAGUCAGGACCCCACCAUGAUUGGCGUAGCAGUAGACACAAUUGGAAUUCUAGGAUCCAAUGUUGAAGGAAAACAAGUUUUACAGAAAACAGGAACUCGCUUUGAACGCUUGCUCAUGAGAAUAGGACAUCAAGCAAAGAAUGCCUCCACAGAGCUAAAAAUUAGAUGUUUGGACGCAAUUUCAUCUCUUCUGUAUUACCAGUAACCAGAGCAGCAAACUGAUGACCUCUUGAGGAUGACAGAGUCCUGGUUUUCCUUGUUGUCUCGAGACUCGCUGGAACUCUUUCGUGGCAUCAGUAAUCAGCCCUUUCCUGAACUACACUGUGCUGCCUUAAAAGUGUUUACAGCCAUUGCAAACCAACCCUGGGCUCAGAAACUUAUGUUUAACAGUCCCGGUUUUGUAGAAUAUGUGAUGGACCGGUCGGUGGAGCAUGACAAAACUUCAAAGGAUGCCAAAUAUGAACUGGUGAAAGCACUCGCCAACUCCAAAACAAUUGCAGAGAUCUUUGGGAACCCAAAUUAUUUGAGGCUUAGAACUUACCUGAGCGAAGGUCCAUACUAUGUGAAGCCUGUGUCCACGACAGCAGUAGAAGGAGCUGAAUGAUUUCUUCUAGAGUCUAAUAUAGAGGACCAUGUUUUGACCAGAACUUCUAAAGCAUUUGACUCAAUCUGUAUUUUACAAAACAGAGAUUUCCCUUUCCCCAGAGUUAUCAUGGAGUGUUUAAUAUAACUUGAUUACCAACAUUGUUAAAUUUCUACAUUGAAAUACAAAGUGGAACCAGGAGCUUGGACUACGUUAAGGCAGGCAGACUUGAUAAUAGAACCAGUGUUUUUCAGAUUCCUUUGUUGUAAUAGAACCAGUGUUUUUCAGAUUCCUUUGUUGUAAUAGAACCAGUGUUUUUCAGAUUCCUUUGUUGUAAUAGAACCA
This is a messenger RNA of Galeopterus variegatus (Sunda flying lemur), 1842 nucleotides long. It is a transcript of the gene PSMD5, whose product is annotated as proteasome (prosome, macropain) 26S subunit, non-ATPase, 5. NCBI's taxonomy places the organism in Eukaryota, Metazoa, Chordata, Mammalia, Dermoptera, Cynocephalidae. The transcript is spliced from 10 exons. The record is from RefSeq and is a predicted model, not a curated record. Gene Ontology annotation, cellular component: cytosol. Gene Ontology annotation, biological process: proteasome assembly.